Messenger RNA from Metarhizium brunneum ARSEF 3297, 4344 nucleotides. Its product is annotated as DNA-directed RNA polymerase III subunit RPC1. Gene Ontology annotation, biological process: DNA-templated transcription. Gene Ontology annotation, cellular component: RNA polymerase III complex. Lineage: Eukaryota; Fungi; Ascomycota; Sordariomycetes; Hypocreales; Clavicipitaceae. The record is from RefSeq and is a predicted model, not a curated record. Gene Ontology annotation, molecular function: DNA binding.
AUGAUCCACUCGACAGAGGGUCCUGUCAAGCAGCAGCUUGAGGACAAGCUGCCCAAGCGCUUCAAGGGCAUCAAGUUUGGCAUUCAGUCGAACCAGGACAUUGCCAACCAAGCCGUCCUUGAGGUCUCGGACCGACUGCUGUACGAUAUUGAAAACAACCGAGCUCCAUAUCGCCAUGGGCCUUUGGAUCCGAGGCUGGGAACCUCGAGCAAGAGCGGCAAAUGCGACACUUGCCAUGACUCUCUACAGAACUGUAUUGGGCACUUUGGCCACGUCAGAUUGCCUCUGCCGGCCUUUCAUAUUGGCUAUUUGCGAUUCAUCAUGUCCAUUCUGCAGGAGAUUUGCAAGGAUUGUGGAAGAGUGUUAUUGGAAGAGCCCGAACGGCGGUCCUUCCUCAAGGAGCUGAGACGGCCGAUGGACAACCUCCGCCGUACGCAGAUUUGCAAAAGAAUCAACGAGCAGUGCCGCAAGUCCAAGACUUGCCCCUACUGUGGAUCGGUGAAUGGCCAGAUUCGAAAAAUCGGCGUCCUCAAGCUCACGCAUGACAAAUUUUCCUUUUAUAAUAAAUCUACCGCCGCCAAGAAGGUUCCUCCCGAAAGCAAAGUCAAGUUCGACGACUCCUUCUCCCAAGCAAAGCGCGAGAAUCCCGAGCUCGAGAAGCACCUCCGCAAGGCCAUGGAGGAUCUGAACCCUCUCAGGGUAUUGAACCUCUUCAAAAUGAUAAGCCCAACGGACUGCGAGCUGCUUGGUCUUGAUCCAGCCGAGGGACGUCCAGAAAUGUUCAUUUGGCAAUUUGUGCCUGCGCCCCCGGUGUGUAUUCGACCCUCGGUGGCACAGGAUAAUGCCAGCAACGAAGAUGAUCUUACAACCAAAUUGGCCGAUAUUGUUUGGGUGAGCGGCAUGAUCCGAUCAGCCCUACAAAAAGGCUCUCCCAUCCAAACAAUCAUGGAACAGUGGGAGUACCUGCAGACUCAGAUAGCCAUGUACGUCAACAGUGAUGUUCCAGGUCUGCAGCAGCCAGGAUUUGGCAAAUCCACCAGAGGUUUCUGCCAGCGAUUAAAGGGAAAACAAGGUCGGUUUAGAGGUAAUUUGUCCGGAAAGCGAGUCGAUUUCUCUGGCCGUACCGUUAUUUCGCCCGACCCCAACUUGGGGAUCGACCAAGUUGCUGUCCCCCAGCUUGUCGCCAAAAACUUGACAUAUCCCGAAAAGGUCAAUCGGCAAAACAUCGAAAAGCUACGCCAAUGUGUCCGAAACGGCUGCGAUGUGUGGCCUGGAGCGCAGGGAAUCCUCAAGAAAGAAGACGACAGUUACUACAAAUUCAAUCUACGCUUUGGUAAUAGAGAUUUGGCGGCCAAGCAACUUAGCUAUGGCGAUAUUGUCGAACGCCACCUCGAGGACGGUGACGUGGUGCUCUUCAACCGUCAACCCUCCCUUCACAAGCUCAGUAUUAUGAGCCAUCUCGCCAAGAUUCGACCCUGGAGGACAUUUCGUCUCAAUGAGUGUGUGUGCAACCCGUACAAUGCUGAUUUUGAUGGUGAUGAAAUGAACCUCCACGUUCCUCAGACAGAAGAGGCGAGGGCAGAGGCUAUCAAUCUCAUGGGCGUCAAGUACAAUCUAGCUACCCCCAAGAACGGAGAACCGAUUAUUGCUGCAACGCAAGAUUUCAUCACAGCUGCUUUCUUGCUAAGUAGUAAGGAUCGAUUCUUUGAUCGCAAAUCGUUUUCAUACAUCUGCAUGCACAUGAUGGAGCAGGGAACUAAAAUCGAGAUUCCUCCUCCCGCUAUUGUGGCACCAAAGGCCCUGUGGACUGGAAAACAAAUAUUCAGCAUCAUGAUGAGACCAAACAAGGACUGUUCCGUCAAGAUCAACCUUGACGCAAAGUGUCGAGCAUACAAAGCGCGCCCCGGGCAAUGCCCUGAUAUGGACCCCAAUGAUGGCUGGCUUGUUGUUCGCAAUUCAGAGGUCAUGUGUGGUCGUAUGGACAAGUCAACCGUCGGAUCUGGAAAGAAGGAUUCCAUCUUCUAUGUUAUUCUUCGAGAUUUCGGCCCAGACGAGGCAGUUAUUGCCAUGAAUCGGCUAGCCAAGCUUUGCGCCAGAGCGCUCACGAACCGAGGAUUUUCUAUUGGUGUUGGCGACGUCUUCCCUACAGAGACUCUGAAUGUCGAGAAAGAGAACUUGGUAUCGACCGCCUAUAAGAUGUGUGACGAUCUUAUCGAGACUUUUAAGCAAGGCAAACUAGACAAGGCUCCGGGCUGUAACAUGGAGCAGACUCUGGAAAACUCCAUCUCUGGUAUUCUCAGCAAGGUUCGACAGCAGGCCGGUUCUUACUGUAUUGAUACUCUGAGUCGAAACAACGCUCCCCUCAUCAUGGCGCAGUCUGGCUCCAAGGGCUCCGAUAUUAACGUUGCUCAAAUGGUGGCCGUUGUCGGUCAGCAAAUUAUUGGUGGGCAGCGAGUUCCUGAUGGGUUCCAAGACAGAAGUUUGCCUCAUUUCCACAAGAACGCUCGCCAACCCCCCUCUAAAGGCUUCGUCAAGAAUAGUUUCUACACGGGAUUAUUUCCCACGGAAUUCUUAUUCCACGCCAUUUCUGGUCGUGAAGGUCUGGUCGAUACUGCUGUCAAGACUGCUGAAACUGGUUAUAUGUCGCGACGACUGAUGAAGUCACUGGAGGAUUUAUCAACUCAGUAUGAUGACACUGUCAGAACAUCAGGAGGUGGCAUUGUUCAGUUCCAGUUUGGAGCUGACAAGCUCGACCCUGUUGACAUGGAGGGCUCCGCUGAGCCCGUCAACUUUAAGCGAACUUGGAGUCAUGCCGAAACACUUACCUGGGAUAAUGAGGAGGCCGCCAUGACCCCCAGCGAAAUCAGGGCAUUCUGUGACUCCAUGCUUGCUGUUGAGCGAAAGCGGUUUCCCAGGCAUGGGCUAGCAUAUGGCGAGAAGCUUGACUACGAAGACACAACGGAUUACGGUAUUGAUGAGCACGAAGGUGCCCGACGCUUCCUGAAGACCAUUGAAAACCAUGUAGAAGGAUUGGCUUCCAAGCUCGAGAAGGUCCGAAAGCUGGCUGGAUUUGAUGGCGACAAGAUGCUCAGGGCCACUGCUCAAGAUCAUGCUGACCGUACUGCCAAGGUGACGGCAACAACGUUGCGGCUCUUUAUCAAGAUGUGUCUUGAAAAGUACAAGAAAGCCCACGUGGAACCUGGCCAUGCUGUCGGAGCCGUUGGUGCUCAGUCUAUUGGUGAACCUGGUACGCAGAUGACGCUGAAAACUUUCCAUUUUGCUGGUGUUGCCGGUAUGAGUAUCACACAGGGUGUACCGCGUAUCAAGGAAAUCAUCAAUGCCUCCAAGAAUAUUAGCACGCCGGUUAUUACAUGCCCUCUGAUGAACGAUAAACAAAUUGAGGCCGCAAGAGUCGUCAAAGGCCGUAUCGAAAAGACGUACAUCUUGGACGUGCUACAUUUUGUCGAAGACGAAUGGCGUCCUGACGAGGGCAACGUGGUACUACAAAUUGACCGAAGCGCUCUGUCAGACCUACACCUGGGCAUUGGUAUUUAUGACAUUGCCGAAUCCAUCUGCAAACAGCGAAAACUCAAGAUUCCUCGGGAAGACCUGUCUGUCUAUGGCGAGAGGAUCGUCAUUCGGGUACGGGAUGCAAGUGAUAUGCCCGCCAGAAAGACGACACGUACCAAGCCAGCCCUCGAGGACAGCGGCGACAUGUUACUACGAGCCAACUUCUUGCGUCGCGCGCUCCCGCACGUCCCCAUUUCUGGGUAUUCGGAGGCUACUCGUGCCAUUAUUCAAACAUCGGAGCAGAACACCCACAUGGUGCUUGUCGAAGGUUAUGGAUUACGCGAGUGCAUGACUACAGAGGGAGUCAUUGGCACCCAAACCCGGUCAAACAAUGUCAUGGAGUGUCGUGACGUGCUUGGUAUCGAAGCUGCACGAAGCACCAUUGCUGAUGAGAUCAGCCAGGUCAUGGGUGACAUGGGUAUCGACCCUCGACAUAUGCAGCUUCUUGCCGACGUCAUGACGUACAAGGGAGAGGUGCUAGGUAUCACGCGAUUUGGUCUCUCCAAGAUGCGCGACAGUGUAUUGCAGCUGGCAUCGUUUGAAAAGACGCCGGACCACUUGUUCGAGGCUGCGGCGGGUAUGAAGACGGACCAGAUUGAGGGUGUAAGUGAGUGUAUUAUCAUGGGACAGACGAUGGCUGUGGGCACGGGCGCAUUCCAGGUUGUACGACGGCUGGGGAUCCGACCGGGGGACAUGGCGCAGAAAAAGACACUAUUCGAGGAUGCGUGGAAUUCGGAAGUGAGGGGGAAGAAGAAGGUGAGGAGGAGAGCAUAG